AUGUCGGACGGGUUUUUUGAUGUAGAGGACCAACAGCCUAUUUCGCGAACAACUUCCGCUGGCGUCCAUCCUUACUCAAGCGCCGCCGCUUCAUCCGCCGCAGUCCAAGGCACUCAUGGCGCCCGGGCCGCUACCAACGAAGGCGAAAUCCGCCCAGAGGACGUACCUCAGCAGCAGCCACCACCGAAACCUCCCCUGUACAAGCGCCGGUGGUUCAUCAUCACCUCCAUUGUCGCCGCACUCCUCGGAAUCGCCAUCCUGUUCAUCCUGCUAUACCCGGUCAUACAUGCCAUCGCGCAGCACAUUGUCACUGUCUCCGUGCUCAACAUCGAUCGGGCGCAGAUCACCAGUCCAACCAACGGCUCGUUCGCCCUUACCCUCGACUCCUGGGUCUCGCACGCUGGCAUCAUCCCCGCGACGAUCACCUUCAACCAGCCUUUGUCCGUCGGAUGGUACAACGCUUCUGGGGCUAUCGUGCCCCUCGGUUCGUUCACCCUCGACCCGCUCAAGGUCAAGUCGAAGCGCGCGUACAUCAACCAGACCGUGCCCUUCACGAUCACGGACGAGGCCAACUUCGCGCUCUUCACGUCGAGCAUGAUCACGCAGCCAAACUUCAAAUGGCACCUCACGUCGGAGAAGCUGGACGUCCGCGCGCUCGCGUUCCCGACGGCGCACGACCUGCACUUCAACAAGGACCUCGUCCUCCAGGGCAUGAACAACUUCAACGGCAACGUCUCGCUCGUCGACUUCAAGCUCCCCGCAGAUGACCCCGCCGGGGGCAUCAAGUUCGAGGCGACGACGGGGCUCAACAACCCGUCCGCGUUCGACGUCAACCUCGGCACCGUCGUCUUCGACCUCUCCUACAAGGGCCUCUUCCUCGGGCGCGGCACCGGCCCGAACACGGUCAUCUCCCCCGGGGCGAACAACAUCACGCUCUCCGGCAGCCUCGUCCCGCACAUCACUGUGGCCGACCUCGCGACGGUCUCCGAGCUCUUCACGCUCUACCUCAACGGCGAGCAGGCGGACGUCGUCGCGACCGGCGUGUCCUCGCGCCAGGACGACGGGAGCGCGGUGGGUUGGCUCAGCGCGGGGCUCACGGCAUUGCAGCUGCACGUCCCGUUCAAGGCGCCGGGGGCGAUCUCGCCGAUCAAGGCGAUCGAGAUCGGGGACUUGGCCCUGGACUUCACGCCCGAGAGCGAGUGGGCGCCGGUGGCGAACUCGCGGACGGUGCAGGCGCGGAUGGAGCUGCCGUUCGGGUUUGGGGUUGACAUUCAGAGCAUCCAGAACAGCUUCAACAUCACGACGGAGCAGGGUGUGGUUGGGGGUUUGAGCACGCCCGCGAGCGCGUCGACGAGCGAGAUCAAGGUCGUGAACUCGACCCUGACGCAGGGGACGAUCAACAUCACCAUCGAGAACACCCCGCUAGAGGUGUUGGACCCAAAUCACCCGGUGUUUUCGUCGUUUAACCUGAACCUGACGGACAGCAAGGUGAUGCCGUUCAUGCUCAACGGACAGGCGCGCGCGGUCGCGAACACGAGUAUCGGUGCCAUCACGCUUGACCCGAUCAAGUUCAACGUGCCCUCGAACUUGCAGGGUCUGCAGGGGCUACAGUCGCUCGUCCAGAUCAAGAGCGUUGACGUUCUCGGCGGGUCGUUGGAGGCCAUCCACUUGGGCAUUGACGUGGACAUCUUCAACCCGUCGAACCUGCAGCUUGCCACAGGAGACAUGAGCCUGCAACUGCUGCGCGACGGCGCGGUGAUUGGCACGACGCUGCUCCCGAACCUGACGCUCAACAUGGGCAACAACUCGUUGAGCGCGCAGGGCAACUUCACUCCGAACGACUCGCCGCAAGGGCUCGAGACGUUGGGUCAGUUCGUCGGGGGCGUCAACGUCCAGGUCGCCAUCGCCGGAUACUUGCAGAGCACGAAGGUCGAAUCGCUCCUCGCCGCGUUCGAGAGCCUGAACAUCGACGCCACGCUUCCCGCGCUCUCGUCGAAGCUGCUGAACUCUGCGUCAUUGCAAGUGCUGUCCACGACCGCGGAGAACAACAUCUCGCACACGACCGUCUCGCUCGCGAACCCGUUCACCGCCGCGCUCGAGAUCACGCAUAUCUCGUCCAACAUCACCUUCCAGGGCAUCUCCCUCGGGACCAUCGACGACGCCGUCAGCUUCUCGUCCGCGGGCAAGUCGACGACGACCUCGCCCGCGCUCAACCUCAACCUCAACAUGGACCCGCAGAGCCUCUUCACGGUCACAAAGCUGCUUGCGGAGCAGGCGGGCGAGGACACGGCGCCUCUCGACCAGAUCGUCGCGCUCGGCGGGUACCACUACCUGAACGGCGUCGGUGGGUCGAAGCGGGCGGUCGACAGCAAGAGGGACAACAUCUUCACGAACUUCGACCUCCCCUCCUUCGUCGACAAGGCGUUUACGAAGCUCGCCGCGGAGGUCGCGCUCACCGCGGGCGUCACGAUCGGGGACUACCCGACCACGCUUUCGUAUACGCAGCCGAACGUGACGAUCAAGACGGACGAGAGCCUAAACCUCAUCCUACCGGUGCUCGCGCAGCCGAUCGUGCAGAACAUCGUCUCCGGCUCCGUGCUCGGGAUCGAGACGGUGGUGAUCAAGGACGUGCAGGAGAACUCGUUCGGGACGACCCUGAAGGGGUCGAUCACCAAUGCUGGGCCAUUCGAUGCGAAGAUCGCGUUCCCCGAGGGGCUCACCAUCGUUUGGAACGACAAGCCGCUGGGGAGCAUCAAGAUGCCGGACGUGGACGUGGUGGGCGGCGUCGGCGCGAGCUUUGAGGUCGACACGACGUUCGCGGUCGCGGACGUCGCGCACCUCGCGGACUUCACGAAGACGAUGCUGACGGCGGAGGAGUUCGACUGGGUGAUCUCGGGGAGCAACCUGUCGGUGGCCGCGAUCGGCAUCUCGGUGCCGGGAAUCGUGCUGGGCGAGAAGAAGGUGACGCUCAAGGGCAUGAACGGCCUGAAGGGCGGGGUCAAGAUCGAGACGUUCGACCUGCCCAGCAACGACCCCGCGGGCGGCGUUCACUUGACGCUUCAGACUAACAUCACGAACCCCUCUCAAGUUGGCGUGGAGCUCAGCUCGAUCGCGUUCCAGAGCUUUUUCGAGAACGUCAACAUUGGCCCUGUGGCCUCUACGAACUCGUUCACGCUCUCGCCGAUGUCCACGGUUGCGCUGCCCUUGGCAGGGCGUCUUGUUCCCCAGAAGGAUGACGCCGGCCUCGCCGCGGUCUCUGCGAUGUUCAACGCGUUCAUCCACGGCAACGACAGCAACAUUGUCGUCCAAGGAGACAGCGCGGGUCCCACUGAUGUUUCCUGGCUCAACGACGGCAUCAAGGCGCUCCAGGUUCAGACUGUCCUCCCCAACCGUGGCGUGCUCAACAUCAUCAACUCCGUCUCGCUCAACUCGCUCGACCUCCGCUUCACGCAGGACUCCGCGUUCUCCCCCGCCUUCGGCUCCAACGACACCACCGCGGCCUUCGCCCUCCCCUUCGCGUUCCCCAUCGAUAUCACCGCCGUCGGCCAGACGAUCUCCAUCGGGACGGACGGCGCGGACUUCGCGACGGUCGCGAUCCCCAAGGGCCCGAGCACGACGGACGUGGACACGCGCGUGAUCCACCUCGCGUUCACCGGCGUGCCCUUCGACGUCGCGGACGGGCAGCACGCCGCGUUCGAGCAGUUCCUCUCGGACACCGCGACGGGCAAGAGCGUCACGAUGCGGCUGAGCGGCGCGGCGAACACGGACGCGAGCACGGCCAUCGGCGUGCUCUCGCUGACGGACAUCGAGUUCGUGGUCGAGUCGACGGUCGCGGGCCUGCAGGGCCUGAACGCGAAGCCGUCGGUCGUGACGAGCCUGGACGUGAGCCAAGGGUUCGCGGACUUCUUGCUCAUCAAGGUCACGUCGGACCUGUUCAACCCGAGCAACAUCACGCUUGGCGCUGGCGACAUUGCAUUCGAACUCGAGUUCCAGAACGACGUCAUCGGUCAGGCCGACCUGAGCAACUUGGUCAUUAUGCCCGGAAACACUUCAUACCCGAUCGACGUCCACUUCCAGCCCCAAGGCGGCGCGGUCGCUUCUGGGCAGAAGCUGCUCGAGAACUUCCUCCAAGGCGUCGACUCCGAUACCACCAUCCAAGGCUCGACCUCCUCCACGCCCAUCGAGUCCCUCCAGCUCGCCAUGUCCAAAAUCAGCCUCACCCCCGUCAUCAUCCCGGCGCUCCACCAGAACCUGAUCACCACCGCCUCCCUCAUCUUCCCCACCGACAUCGUCCAGACCGGAAUUGCUCAGACGACGUUCACGCUCGCGAACCCCUUCACGGCCGCCCUCAACCUGCUCGACGUCACCGCGACGGCGACGCUCGGGAACCUCACGCUCGGCAAGAUCGACCACGUCGACCGCUCGAGCGACCCGAUCCACGCGGACGGGCACGCGAACAUCACCUCGCCCACGCUCCCGUUCGCGUUCAACCUCGAGCCGGCGGCGAUCAUCUCGCUGCUCGCGACCGGGGCGCAGAAGAACGGGGUCGACCUCGGGCCGCUGUCCGCGGCGUUCCAGCUCGCGCUGCAGAACCCGGACGUGGGCAAGCAGGUGAACACGAGCGUGGACACGGGCAGCCCGCCGUGCGUGAGCGGGAAGCAGUUCGACGUGAACGACGCGAUCUUGAACGCGCUGAAGAACUUGGAGGUCACGCUGGCGAUCGACUCGUCCGUCAAGAUCGAUGACUUCCCGAUCGAUCUGUCGUUCACGCAGAACAACGUCAACGCCAUUACCGACAAAACCGCGCUUUACCUCAUCGGAGCCGUCGCGCCUCCCAUCGUUCAGACCUUCGUCAACCAGGCCGAGCUCAAGUUCACCGAGGCUAACAUCACGAACAUCUCCGACGACGGCUUCGACCUCUCCCUUGUCGGUUCGCUCACUGGCACUGGUCCCUUUGAUGCGCAAAUCGAGUUCGUCGACCCCGUCAAGGUCACCUGGCAAGGCAACGAUAUCGCGACGAUCGCGCUCCCGCCCGUCUGCGCGUCUGCGAACGACGGCGUGCCGGACUACCGCACCAGCGGGCGCCUGAGCAUCACCGACCAGGACCAAUUCACGAACUUUGCGACCUUCCUACUCCACAACCCCGACUUCGAGUGGACGAUCUCGACGGGCGCGCUCCGUCUGACGGCGCUCGGGACGGUGUUCGACAACGUGCAGUUGAGCAAGGACGUCUCCUUCAAGGCGUUCAACAACCUGCCGGGCGUCACGAUCAGCAACUUCCAGCUCCCGUCGGACGACCCAGCGGGUGGGAUCCACAUCGAGACGGACUCGCUCAUCCCGUCGUCUGCUCAGAUUGGCAUCGACCUCGGCACUGUCACCUUCGAGGCGGGCUUCAAGGGCACCACUGUCGGACCGUUGUCUGGGAGCAACCUCUUCCUGGCUGCUGGCGCGACCGUCAAUCUCCACCUCUCGGGCCGGAUCACCCCCAAGAGCGGCAACGACCUGGACGCCAUGGGCGAUCUCUUCACCAACUUCCUCCACGCCGAGAACCAGACGCUCCAGGUCCAGGGAGAGUCGGUUCAGCCCAGCGGUUCUAGCGGUCCUGUCUCGUGGCUGAGCACUGCGUUCAAGACCUUGACGCUUGACGUCACGCUGCCGGGACAGAAGUUCGAUAUUAUUCAAUCCAUCGAGAUGUCGGAUCUGGAGCUGGUCAUGACCGAGCAGAGCGAAGCCUUCGCACCCAAGGCCAGCUCGCAGAACGUCCUGGCAGAGUACAAGAACCCCUUCGGCUUCUCUCUGCAAGUUGUGAAGAGUGCUGAGGACAUCACGCUCGCCAGCCAGGGCGUCGACAUCGCCAAGCUCGAGCUGCCCCAACAAGAUACCGAUGGAGGCGUGUCGACCGGCAACUCCGCGCCCCUCAACUUGCCGUUCCAGGACCAGACCCUGCAGUCGCUCAACGACGCGGCGUUCGUUCAGUUCUUCGCCGCGGUCACUGACACGGCGGACGUCAGCUUCCAGCUCAACGGAUCCGCCGACGUCGUCGCGCGGACACCCAUCGGCGACAUUCCCAUCUCAGGGAUCCCAUUCGGCGUCACGACCGCCUUGAAGGGUAUCAACGCCUUCAACAAGGCUGCGCAGCUCAGCAACAUCUCGAUCGCAGGCGGCGGCACGGACAGCCACGGCGCAUUCAUCCUGUCGCCCAUCACGACCGUGCUCGAGAACCCGUCGAACAUCUCGCUCAGCACCGUCGACGUCGAGCUCCCCGUGUUCUUCAAGGGCGUGCAGCUCGGACGCGCGGUAAUCGACCCCCUGGACCUGGUUCCUGGGGAGAACACGCUCCACGCCGAGUUCCACUACGCUCCCAACGACGCGAACGACACGACGGCGCAGGGCUUCGUAACAGAGCUCCUGCAGACCGGGGACACUAUCCCGCUGACGAUCAAAGGAGACAGCGAGUCUUCACCGUUCGCCUCGCUGGCGUCUGCACUCGAGGGCGUUGAGAUCGAUACCAGCAUCACUGGUUUGAGUGCCCCACCAAUCGUCACACACAUCAACGCGUUUAUCACGCUGGAUACCCUUGUGACCAACCUCAUCACCAUCGACUUUGACAUCGCGAACCCGCUCGACACCGACAUGGAGAUCACAGCCCUACAGGUCGACUCCGGUCUCGACGGCGUCACCUACGCGCAAUUCAGCGCCAGCUUCGACUCGUUCGUCAUCCCCGCGCACAGCACCGCAAACUCGGGCACCGUUCAGAACGUGCUGCUCACGAAGGGCGCGAUCGCGUCGCUGGGCAUCAUCCCCGUCGGCAAGCUCGACGUCUUCUCCGCGGCGACGGCCAAGAUCGGGCCGUACACGCUGCCGUGGCUGCAACUGACGGUGCCGGGCGUCCCGACGGAUUACCACCUCGACCUGUUCGCGAUCUCGAAGGCGGCAAAGUCGGUGAGCGCGGUGAGCGGGCCCGAGACCACGGCCGCGAGCACAGCGUCGGCGAAAACGAGCGCGGCUGAGAGCAAUACGGUCGCAGCGUCAUCGACGACGAACAACGCUGAUUCGACCCCUGCCGCAUCGUCGACAGAUGCUGCCGAAAACACUACGUCUGCCAGCGCUGAUUCCGCGCAGUCGACGUCGAGCGCGUAG
Molecule: messenger RNA, 7140 nt
Organism: Epithele typhae
Lineage: Eukaryota; Fungi; Basidiomycota; Agaricomycetes; Polyporales; Epitheliaceae
Exons: 22
Coding region: 1-7140 (2379 amino acids)
Cellular component (GO): fungal-type vacuole membrane
Source: RefSeq, a predicted model, not a curated record